Messenger RNA from Protopterus annectens (West African lungfish), 3234 nucleotides. RefSeq names its product volume-regulated anion channel subunit LRRC8D-like. Gene Ontology annotation, molecular function: protein binding. The transcript is spliced from 2 exons. The coding region runs from base 110 to 2590 and encodes 826 amino acids. The record is from RefSeq and is a predicted model, not a curated record. Lineage: Eukaryota; Metazoa; Chordata; Ceratodontiformes; Protopteridae.
UUGUGAAAAGACUUAGUAUUGUAAAGCAAUUUAAUAUGUUUAGCUGAAGUUGUGUUAAAGCAGAAACGUUUUUUAUUUUUAGUAUGCAUAAUUGAGGAGGAUCUGAGAAAUGUUUACUUCAAGUGAGGUAGCUCUCUUGAAUGAAACAGGGGCUCACUACAAGAUCCUGAAGCCAUGGUGGGAUGUAAUUAUGGAACAUUUGGUUAUGGUCAUGCUGAUGUCAUCUGUCUUCAUGGGAGCCCUGAUGAUGCUGAAAGACAAAGUUGUCUGCUUGCCAAUGGACUAUGGUAAUAUAACGAGUGGCAGCUCCAAAAGUGAGUCAGUGCCAGUGCAGAAUCCUACAUUUUCUUCAGGAAGCGCAACUCAGACUGCAUUACAGGCCAUGCCUAUUGAAAGUACCAAAGCAACAACUGUGCCUCCUCCAUCACAACUUGGCCGACAAACUAAACUGGACUUGCAGCAGUAUAUCUACAUCAGUCAUGUUUGCUACCAAAAGGCAUUUCCCUGGUACUGCAAGUACUUCCCAUAUCUUGCUCUUAUGCAGUCAGUAAUAUUAAUGUUAAGCAACAAUUUUUGGUUUAAGUACCCAAAAACAUCCUCCAAGAUUGAGCACCUUAUCACCAUCCUUGGUAAGUGCUUUGAGUCACCAUGGACCACCAAUGCUCUCGCAGUGAGAGCCUGGCAAGAUCCUAAAAUCAACAAAAGCAAGAUCAAGUUGUCCACAGAGGAGAAGCCUGAAAGCAAAGUUAAGCACGACUCUAGCACUGCAUCAAAUUGUGACAUGCAGUUUGAUAGCUCAACAUCUAAAAUGACAUCCGCUACCAUCCUUGACAAGAAAGACUGGGAGCAAGCAAAAACUCUGUUUGAAAGGGUACGUAUCUUCCGUGCCCAUACUGAAGACGGAAAUGUGAUCUACACAUGCUAUGUGGGACAAACAGUCUUUAAAGUCCUAAAAUUCUUCAUAAUUAUAGGUUACACCUCAACUAUUGUGGGUGCAAUAACAUUUGAGCAUAUAUGCAUGCCUAGUAUCCAAACCCUAACUGGAUGGUCUACUUUCUUUUGCAUACACAACAUGGCUUUCAUGGCAAAAAUUUUUGUAUUAAUAUACAUUACCCUGGUAUCCAUGUAUGGGAUGAUUGGUAUCUAUGCACUCUUUUGGUCUUUCACACAGCCUCUGAAAGACUAUUCCUUUGAAAAGGUACGUGAAGAAACCAAGUUUACUGAUAUCCCUGAUGUUAAAAAUGACUUUGCUUUCUUGUUACAUAUGGUGGACCAAUAUGACCCACUUUUCUCCAAAAGGUUUGCCAUAUUCAUGUCUGAAGACAGUGAGAUCAGACUUUGGAAGGUGAAUCUAGACCAUGAAUGGACCUAUGAAAAACUAAAGCAAUAUGUGUCUAGAAAUACCUCUGGACAGCUGGAGCUGCAGCUGUUUAUGCUUCCUGGGUUACCCAAGGCUGUCUUUGAUAUGUCUGAUCUGGAGGUUCUGAGCCUGGAAUUCAUGCCUGAUGUAAAAUUUCCAGAUAUGGUAUCCCAGAUGGUAUCAAUGAAAGAACUUCAUCUCUUGUACUCCCCUGCCAAAGUAGACCAGAAUGCACUAAGUCUAUUUAAAAAACAGCUCUUAGUCUUACAUGUCAAAUUCACUAAGGUCAGGGAGAUUCCCUUAUGGAUAUAUACAUUGAAAACUCUUAGAGAACUCCACCUUUCUGGCAGUCUGAACUCAGAAAACAAAAUGAUCCCUCUGGAGUCCUUUAAAGAACUGCGAAAUCUGAAAAUUCUGGUAAUUAAAAGUAACAUUUUUAAAAUUCCAUCUAGCAUAAAUGAUGUGGCACUUCAGCUGACCAAGAUGAUCAUCGAGAAUGAUGGAACUAAAUUAGUAUUCACCAACAGUUUAAAAAAUAUGGUCAACCUCAGUGAGCUUCAGCUAGAGAAUUGUAAACUCGAGCAAAUUCCUAAAGUAAUAUUUAGCAUGACCAGUCUUCAGAAAUUGGACCUGAAAUCUAAUGCCAUCUGGUCAGUAAAAGAUAUUUCAAAUUUCAUAUAUCUUAAACGGCUGACCUGUUUGAGAUUGUGGCAUAACAAUAUUCCCUCUGUUCCAAACACUAUCAGCAACAUUAAAAUUCUUGAACAACUCUUUCUUUCUAAUAACAAGCUGACAGAUUUGCCAAGUGGUAUUUUCAUGCUGAAGAAACUGAUAAUUUUAGAUGUAAGCAACAACUUAAUCAAGAUACUUCCAGAAGAAAUUGGCCAGCUGGAAGCUCUGCAGAAUUUAACCAUCAGUGAUAACAUUCUUGCAGCUCUGCCAGUUCAGCUUUUUAAUUGUGUGAGACUGAAGAGUUUAAAUCUGAGUAACAAUAACUUAAUAGUUCUUCCUGCUGAAGUGGGAUGGCUAACUCAGCUGAUGCACUUAGACUUGAAAGGGAACUGCUUAGACAGCCUUCCAUGGCAGAUUGCAUGUUGUUCCCUCCUUAAAAAGAGUGGUUUCAUUGUAGAAGACUAUUUGUAUGAGACUCUACCAUCUGAGGUACAGAAGCAGUUCAGUGACACCAGUUUUGUAACUACCAUCAGAAAUGCCAUCACAGAGUCAAAAUAAGCAUUUUUCCUUAAACAUUAGGUGAUUCAGGUAAAAAGAAAAAAAUAUUUGCAUUCAUCCUUCUGUUUUUUUUCAAUAAACAUCUUUAUUAAAUUAACAUCCUUCUGUUUUAAUGUCAGGUAGCAUGUAUUUUUCAGUUGAUGGAUAAAUUAAUCUUUGUGCUUUCAACUUUUAUAAAUACAAAUAGGACACAUUUAUUACAAAUUUUCUACCCACCAAAGUAAGAAUACAGUUCUUGUUGAGUUACGUAGGAGGCAUAAAGAACAGUAUUCGUUCCUCAAUAAGUUGUAACUUGACAAGUCAAAGUGACCAUAAUUUAAUGUCUUAGCUGAGUAUUGACACCUCAUACUUUAUCUCCCCUUUCCAAAACAGGAUUAGUGUUAGCCUUGAGUACCUAACAAGUAUGUGAUAUGUCUAUUGCCAUCAGUUUUACCAGUCUUAGAAUAUGAGUUAAUUUUUUUGCUAAGCAACUGAAUGGCACUGAGUUGCUACAUCAUCUGAAAGAGUAGUUAACCAAGCACAUUGUGUGAUUUGUAUGAUUAUGACAUCUAUACCACUUGUCUGGAUCCAGCUUUCAAGAAAUUUGCAGUUUGAAUUAAUUUAAUUGUUCAUUGAUUUCUACAUUAAAGCCUUGUAAAACAAAA